GAAGUCCCGCCCCCUUCCUCCGCCUGAGUCCCGUGUGUCAGCCUGCUUCCCUCGUGGCCGACCCGCCGACAUGGCGCACUACAACUUCAAGAAGAUCACGGUGGUGCCGUCCGCCAAGGACUUUAUUGACCUGACAUUAUCGAAGACGCAACGGAAGACUCCAACGGUCAUUCAUAAACAUUACCAAAUUCAUCGCAUUAGACAUUUUUACAUGAGAAAAGUCAAAUUUACUCAGCAGAAUUACCAUGACAGACUCUCACAGAUUUUAACGGACUUCCCCAAAUUGGAUGAUAUCCAUCCAUUUUAUGCUGAUUUGAUGAACAUUCUCUAUGAUAAAGAUCAUUACAAGUUGGCUCUGGGACAAAUAAAUAUUGCCAAGAAUUUAGUGGACAAUGUUGCUAAAGAUUAUGUGCGGCUUAUGAAAUAUGGAGACUCCCUCUACCGUUGCAAGCAGCUGAAGCGUGCCGCCCUGGGGCGAAUGUGCACCAUUAUCAAAAGACAGAAACAGAGUUUGGAGUAUUUGGAACAAGUGCGUCAGCACCUGUCCCGUCUGCCAACUAUUGAUCCAAACACGAGGACCCUGCUUCUAUGUGGGUACCCGAAUGUCGGCAAGUCCAGCUUCAUCAAUAAGGUGACAAGAGCAGAUGUGGAUGUCCAGCCUUAUGCAUUUACCACCAAAUCUCUGUUUGUUGGACACAUGGAUUAUAAGUAUCUGCGCUGGCAGGUUGUAGAUACCCCGGGGAUUUUGGACCACCCUUUGGAGGAUCGGAACACAAUUGAAAUGCAGGCCAUCACGGCCCUGGCCCAUCUGCGUGCUGCGGUGCUGUAUGUGAUGGACUUGUCUGAGCAGUGUGGGCACGGGCUGCAGGCGCAGCUGGAGCUCUUCCAGAACAUCAGACCUCUCUUUGUCAACAAGCCUCUUAUAGUUGUAGCAAACAAAUGUGAUGUGAAGAGGAUAGCUGAGCUUCCAGAAGAGGACCAGAAAAUAUUUACAGAUUUGCAGGCUGAAGGAUUUCCUGUGAUAGAGACCAGCACCCUGACGGAGGAAGGGGUUAUCAAAGUGAAAACAGAGGCUUGUGACAGGCUCUUGGCUCAUCGAGUUGAAACCAAAAUGAAAGGAAAUAAAGUCAAUGAGGUGCUGAACAGAUUGCAUUUGGCUAUGCCAAACAAAAGAGAUGAUAAGGAGAGACCCCCUUUCAUCCCAGAAGGAGUGGUGGCACGCAGGAAGAGAAUGGAGAUUGAGGAGGCUCGAAGGAAGAGGGAACGAGAUAUUGAACUGGAACUGGGAGAUGAUUAUAUUUUGGAUCUUCAAAAGUAUUGGGACAUAAUGAAUUCAUCUGAAAAGUAUGAUAAGAUACCUGAAAUCUGGGAAGGCCAUAAUGUAGCUGAUUACAUUGAUCCUGACAUCAUGCAGAAAUUGGAAGAAUUAGAAAAAGAAGAAGAGCUAAGAACAGCUGCUGGAGAGUAUGACAGUGAAUCAGAAAGUGAAGAUGAAGAAAUGGUGGAAAUCCGACAGCUGGCAAAAGAAAUCAGAGAAAAAAGGAAGUUGAAAAUUCUGCAAUCCAAAGAAAAGGACACACAGGGACCCAGAAUGCCACGAACUGCUAAGAAGAUUCAGCGGAAAGUCUUGGAGAAUGAGAUGCGCAGUCUUGGUGUUGACAUGGAUGAUAAUGACAAUGCCCAUUAUGCAGCCCAAGCCAGAAGGUCUCGGAGUGUCACUAGGAAAAGGAAGCGGGAAGACUCUGUCCCGCCCACAUCUCUUGCCCGGAGUCGCAGUUGCUCUCGAACUCCACGUGAUGUGUCUGGUCUUCGGGAUGUCAAGAUGGUGAAGAAAGCCAAGACUAUGAUGAAGAAUUCUCAGAAGAAGAUGAAUCGCUUGGGGAAGAAAGGGGAGGCAGACAGGCAUGUGUUUGAUAUGAAGCCCAAGCACUUACUCUCUGGGAAGAGGAAAGCUGGUAAAAAGGACAGGAGAUAGUGUCCUUCUCAGCUGAAGCAGUUUGGCGGGACUGUUGUUUGUUUCUGGUUUGAUACGGUAUGGUUUCACAGAAUUGGAGUCAUGAUCUGUAAACUGGAAAUAACAAUGAAAUAACUAAAGCACCUGUUUUCCUCAAAAUUAUGGUUAACCCUUAACAAUACAGGUGUGAGAAAUUUUUAUCACUGCCUAAUAUUGCGAAUACUUUGAGUAGACUGGUUUCUGCUUUUAAUGGACUUUUGAUUGCAUCAGAUUUGCAGAACUGGGAAGAUUUAUUGGUGUGACUGUUGUUUUGGAUGAAGAAAAGUCUUAUUCUCUUCAGCAAGAUGGAACUUUGGUUUGGUUCCCUGCAUAUAAAUAGUCCUUCCUUGCUAAGAAAACCUCUCCACUUGUGGCCAUGGGCAGAAGGCUGCCAGUCCUGCUUUGCAGAUACAGGUUGAGGGUUUGUCAGAUGCCAGCACUAAAUUAUUUUCUAGUCUUUUUGUACAAUGUACCAUUGUAAUCUGUCUUCAUUAUUUUAUCCAAAAUAAACUUCUUUUAGUUUUGA
This is a messenger RNA of Myotis brandtii (Brandt's bat), 2519 nucleotides long. It is a transcript of the gene GTPBP4, whose product is annotated as GTP binding protein 4. The coding region runs from base 71 to 1975 and encodes 634 amino acids. Lineage: Eukaryota; Metazoa; Chordata; Mammalia; Chiroptera; Vespertilionidae. Gene Ontology annotation, biological process: ribosomal large subunit biogenesis. The record is from RefSeq and is a predicted model, not a curated record. The transcript is spliced from 17 exons. Gene Ontology annotation, cellular component: nucleolus. Gene Ontology annotation, molecular function: RNA binding; GTPase activity; GTP binding.